GGCCCAGUUUCCGGCGUCCUCAGGCAGCCGCUCUGGCGCUUUUUUCUCCGGCAAAGACACUGCGGAGCGGAGCUUCUGUGCUGACUUCUCUGCUAGCGGGGCGUUUGCCUUUCCUGAGGACGGCGUGCGGAGCCCGGGAAUGAAGGAUGGCAGCACGCCGUGCAUUAAAAGCUGUUUUGGUGGAUCUCAGUGGCACACUUCACAUUGAAGAUACAGCUGUGCCAGGCGCACAGGAAGCUCUUCAAAGGUUACGUGCUACUUCUGUAAUGGUUAGGUUUGUGACCAAUACAACCAAAGAGAGCAAGAAAGACCUCUUGGAAAGAUUGAAAAAAUUGGAGUUUGAUAUCUCUGAAGAUGAAAUAUUCACUUCUCUGACUGCAGCCAGAAACCUGGUAGAGCAGAAACAAGUCCGACCCAUGCUGCUGGUUGAUGAUCGGGCCCUACCUGAUUUUAAAGGAAUACAAACAAGUGAUCCUAAUGCUGUGGUCAUAGGAUUGGCACCAGACCAUUUUCAUUAUCAAAUUCUGAAUCAAGCAUUCCGGUUGCUCCUGGAUGGGGCGCCUCUGAUAGCAGUCCACAAAGCCAGGUAUUACAAGAGGCAGGACGGCUUAGCCCUGGGGCCUGGACCGUUUGUGACUGCUUUAGAGCAUGCCGCCGAUACCAAAGCCACAGUCGUGGGGAAACCAGAGAAAACGUUCUUUUUGGAGGCAUUGCGGAGCACUGGCUGUGAACCUGAGGAGGCCAUCAUGAUUGGAGAUGAUUGCAGGGAUGAUGUUGGUGGGGCUCAGAAUGUCGGCAUGCUGGGCAUCUUAGUCAAAACUGGGAAAUACCGAGCAGCAGACGAAGAAAAAAUUAAUCCAGCUCCUUACUUAACUUGUGACAGCUUCCCUCAUGCCGUGGACCACAUUCUGCAGCAUCUACUGUGAACCAUUAUGUGAAUCAGAAGCAACCUGAAACGCAGCUUUUCAUUGUCUGGCAAGAAUCCCUCAACAGCUUAAUGCCAGCAUGGACAGACAGAGACCACUCAGCCUUGGUCACCAUUUAACCCUCUUUUAUUGGGCAGUAAUUAGAAAGAAAGGUAUUGAAUUGCAGCCAGACACCAAGCCUGGCUAAUCCCUUUUAUUUCGUAAAAGAAGAUGAGAUCUGGGACUUCCCUGGUGGCGCAGUGGUUGGGAAUCUGCCUGCCAAUGCAGGGGACACAGGUUCGAUCCCUGGUCUGGGAAGAUCCCACAUGCUGUGGAGUGGCUAGGCCCGUGCGCCACAACUACUGAAGCCCACACGCCUAGAGCCUGUGCUCCCCAACAGGGGGGGCCACUGCAAUAAGAGGCCUGUGCACUGCAUCUAAGAGUAGCCUUCGCUCGCUGCAACUAGAGAGAGCCUGCGUGCAGCAAGGAAGACCCACCGCAGCCAAAAAAUUAAAAAAAAAAAAAAAAAAAAAAAAAAGAAGAUGAGAUCCAAAGAAAGGGAAAGCUGAGAUUUUGUGCCAUUCCUUUUACAGGUUAGCGGCGCUGGGGAAGAGUCUGUUGCAGGGAGCUUGUUCUCUGCUGUCUCCUCACUGGUAAAUUGGAGGGGUUCAGACUCUGAAUAAAGUUGAAUGGUGUUUUUUAAGUUAUAAAGUACUGCACUGAAGAGUGCAUUAGGCUGUAGUUUUAAUACUGAGUUCAACUGUGAAAUCCAUCAGAAGUGCCAAGUGGGGUACAGGACAGAAGAAACAAAAUGAAGUGUCCUUCAGCCCAAGUGAAGGAGUGAAUUUGCUUUAACAGAUGUUGAAAACUAGAUUAGCUACUGUAUUAUUUCCAGCACGGGUGACUUCUUUUUCUCUUCGUUAGCCAGAGAUGAGUCAUUUAAAUUUAGAACCUGAUUUUAAUUUAAAAUAUUUCCAUUAAUAACUAUUCAUUGCAGAUACCUAUUAUACUGUGUAACAGUUGUUUUGGAAAUUUUAUGUAAAAUUAAAACUAUCAGUAUUUUA
Balaenoptera musculus (blue whale) is the source of this 1969-nucleotide messenger RNA. It is a transcript of the gene HDHD2, whose product is annotated as haloacid dehalogenase like hydrolase domain containing 2. The transcript is spliced from 7 exons. NCBI's taxonomy places the organism in Eukaryota, Metazoa, Chordata, Mammalia, Artiodactyla, Balaenopteridae. Gene Ontology annotation, molecular function: phosphatase activity. Gene Ontology annotation, biological process: dephosphorylation. The coding region runs from base 147 to 926 and encodes 259 amino acids. The record is from RefSeq and is a predicted model, not a curated record.